ACAAACGUGGGACAAUGUCGGAGGUGCGACACGACAGCACGAGCAGUUUACAGCGGAAGAAGCCACCAUGGUUAAAACUGGACAUCCCGGUGCCGGUGCCUGUGUCGGUGCCAGAAGAGCCCCAGCCUGUGCAGCCAACGAGACGUCAGGCCUUUCUGCGAAGCGUGAGCAUGCCCGCUGACAACACUCGUGUGCCCUCCCUGCCUAACGAGGUGAGGAGACCGGUGCUACAACGACAGACCUCAAUCACCCAGACCAUCAGGAGGGGCACAGCGGACUGGUUUGGGGUGAGCAAAGACAGUGACGCUACUCAGAAAUGGCAGAGAAAGAGCCUCCGCCACUGCAGCCUGCGAUAUGGGAAGCUGAAACCUCAGGUCAUCCGGGAAAUGGACUUGCCCAGUCAGGACAAUAUUUCUCUAACAAGCACAGAGACUCCUCCUCCGCUCUAUGUUGGACCCUGCCAGCUGGGAAUGCAAAAGAUCAUAGACCCCUUGGCCCGCGGCCGAGCUUUCCGUAUGGUUGACGACAGUGAUGGCUGCAGCAUCCCCCACACACCGAUCACACCGGGUGCCACGUCGCUCUGCUCCUUCACCAGCUCGCGCUCAGGGUUCAAUCGCCUCCCGCGACGGCGGAAACGCGAGUCCGUUGCCAAAAUGAGUUUCCGAGCAGCUGCAGCUUUGGUGAAGGGGCGCUCUGUGAAGGACAGCACUCUGAGGAGAGCUCAGCGGCGCAGCUUCACCCCAGCAAGUUUCCUGGAAGAGGACACGGUGGAUUUCCCAGAUGAGCUUGACACUUCUUUCUUCGCUCGGGAAGGAGUCCUUCAGGAGGAGCUCUCUACUUACCCGGAUGAAGUGUUCGAGUCGCCAUCAGAAGCUGCAAUCAAAGAUACUGAGGUGAAACCUCUGGAUCAGACAGAUCUCACAGGAGGUGCCUUGGACAAAAAUGAGCUUGAAAGAAGCCACUUGCUACUUCCACUGGAGCGAGGCUGGAGGAAGCAGAAGGAUGGGGCCCUGGCACAACCAAAAGUCCGCUUGCGGCAGGAGGUGGUGAGCGUCAGCCCGCAGAAGCGUGGCCAGCGCAUUGCCGUCCCCGUCAGGAAGCUCUUUGCCAAGGAGAAGAGGCCGUACGGCCUGGGCAUGGUGGGGAAGCUGACAAACCGCACGUACCGCAAGCGCAUCGACAGCUACGUCAAGCGGCAGAUUGAGGACAUGGAUGAUCACAGGCCUUUCUUCACUUACUGGGUCACCUUUGUGCAUUCACUCAUCACCAUCCUUGCUGUGUGCAUCUACGGCAUUGCCCCUGUGGGGUUCUCACAACAUGAAACUGUUGAUUCAGUCUUGCGAAACAGAGGAGUUUAUGAAAAUGUCAAAUAUGUUCAAUUCUGGAUCGGCCCCAGCUCAGAGGCCCUGAUCCACCUAGGGGCCAAGUUCUCUCCGUGCAUGAGGCAGGACCAGCAAGUGCACAGCUUCAUCAGCGCCAAGCGGGAGAAGGAGAAGCACUCGGCUUGCUGCGUGCGGAAUGACAAGUCGGGCUGUGUGCAGACCUCAGAGGAGGAGUGCUCAUCUACGCUGGCAGUGUGGGUGAAGUGGCCCCACCACCCCAGCACACCGACGGUGGGAGGAAUCAAGAGGCAGUUUGGGUCUGUUUGUCAUCAGGACCCCAGGGUGUGUGAGCAGCCAGCCUCGCUGCACCCGCACGACUGGCCAGAUGACAUCACCAAAUGGCCGAUCUGCACAAAAAACAGUGCUGGGAAUUACACCAACCACCUUCACAUGGACUGCGUGAUUACAGGCCGGCCCUGCUGCAUUGGGACCAAAGGAAGGUGUGAAAUAACCUCCCGGGAGUAUUGUGAAUUUAUGCGGGGCUAUUUCCAUGAGGAGGCAACGCUCUGCUCUCAGGUGCACUGCAUGGAUGAUGUCUGUGGGCUCCUCCCUUUCCUAAAUCCAGAAGUCCCUGACCAGUUCUACCGCCUCUGGCUCUCGCUUUUCCUCCAUGCCGGGAUCCUGCACUGUCUGGUUUCAAUCUGUUUCCAAAUGACCAUCCUGCGGGACCUAGAGAAGCUGGCAGGAUGGCAUCGCAUCUCUAUCAUCUACCUGCUCAGUGGCAUCACUGGGAACCUUGCCAGUGCAAUAUUUCUACCCUACAGAGCAGAGGUUGGCCCUGCAGGAUCCCAGUUUGGGAUUCUGGCCUGUCUCUUUGUGGAGCUCUUCCAGAGUUGGCAAAUCCUGGCACGCCCAUGGAGGGCUUUCUUCAAGCUGUUGGCUGUGGUGCUCUUUCUUUUUGCCUUUGGCCUCCUGCCUUGGAUUGAUAAUUUUGCUCACAUUUCAGGAUUUAUCAGCGGUUUCUUCCUCUCCUUUGCCUUCCUGCCCUACAUUAGCUUUGGAAAGUUUGAUUUAUAUAGGAAGCGAUGCCAAAUUAUAGUUUUCCAGCUCAUCUUCAUUGCACUCUUCUCAGGACUUGUGAUUCUGUUCUAUUUCUACCCCAUCAAGUGCGAGUGGUGCGAGUUCCUCACUUGUAUACCAUUCACAGACAAAUUCUGCGAGAAAUACGACCUGGAUGCACAGCUCCACUGAAAGGCAAAGACUGGCUUCUCGAGCAGGCACUGGAGAUGGACUGUCUUUGCGUUUGCUGUGCCAGUUCCAUGUGGACAAAGCCUCUAAUCCAAUGACACUUCUAACCCUGCCCAUGGUUAAUUUAAACUGUCUCCUUAGCACUUGGCAGGCAUGUUUUGCCUUAUCUCAGAAGACUCUGAAAACAGAACGUUUGUGCCUUGUUCAAUUGUAUUGAACCUUUUCUGCUGCCAUUAUUUUUAUUACACUAGUUUCAAUACUACAUUUUUAACCAGAGUUGUUUACUACUGCUAAGGUGGUGAUUAAAUGGUAAGGUAGCGUUUUAGCUACUGUUAAUUGUU
Molecule: messenger RNA, 2911 nt
Organism: Tauraco erythrolophus (red-crested turaco)
Lineage: Eukaryota; Metazoa; Chordata; Aves; Musophagiformes; Musophagidae
Gene: RHBDF1
Product: rhomboid 5 homolog 1
Biological process (GO): regulation of protein secretion; regulation of epidermal growth factor receptor signaling pathway
Cellular component (GO): endoplasmic reticulum membrane
Molecular function (GO): serine-type endopeptidase activity
Source: RefSeq, a predicted model, not a curated record